Phaeodactylum tricornutum CCAP 1055/1 is the source of this 1052-nucleotide messenger RNA. RefSeq lists its product with no specific name. The coding region runs from base 102 to 914 and encodes 270 amino acids. The transcript has 3 exons. The record is from RefSeq and is a predicted model, not a curated record. NCBI's taxonomy places the organism in Eukaryota, Bacillariophyta, Bacillariophyceae, Surirellales, Neidiaceae.
GACUGAUUUCGAAGGAGCUGAAAACUGCGGGGAAUACUGCAGUUCCUGUUCAAGGCCCGUAAUCGCGUAGACAGUUCUCGCGUUUACAGCUAGUAGUAGGGAUGACCAGUAUCGAAUCACCGAGGAAAAUGGUGCAAGUGGUCGCACCCUGCACGAUGCAAGCUGGGUACACAUUCAUGACCCAGUACGGCGAUGCUGUCAUUCCGGUGACUGUGCCGCCAGGCGGAGUACAAGAAGGACAAUUAUUUACGAUUCCGUUCCCAUCCAAAGGAGAUUUGUCUUCGGAAAUCACUCCAUUUAUUCUCAAUCACAGUGUCGCCGACGAAGACAGCCAGCUCGGGAAAUGGACCGACUCCUUGUUUGACUGCUUCCGAUACGGUCCUUGUCACGUGCACCUUUUAAACGCCGUCUUUUGUCCCCAGUUGCUCAUGGCGCAGAUUUUGACAAGACUUAAGAUGAACUGGCUAGGAGAACGGUCCCCGGACAAUGAAUGGCAACAAACGUUCCGGGUAGUUUUGCUUAUGACCUUGUCUUACUGGACCGUGUAUGCGCUACUUGCCCCACCGUCACCCAUCUGGAUACAGGAUGAGCAGGGUCGGAUAGUCCGAUUACCCAAUCAACAACAAGUACCAGCUUUGCAAGUGAUUCUUUACAAUCUACUAUCUUUGCUUUUUGGUUUGUAUACUUUGAUUGUUUUGACCAAGCUAAGACGCAUAAUCCGCCUUCGCUACGAGAUUCCCGUCCAAUUUCCUCGAUUGGGUCCGUGGGAAGACUUUUGUUGCGCGUUUUGGUGCGGUUGUUGUUCGGUCGCACAAAUGGCUCGGCAAACCUGUGAAUACGACCAACAGUCGUCCGCCUGCUGUUCCCCGACCGGGUUCGGAACGUCUCUGCACCAUCCCAUCUUGGUGGUAUAAGGCGGCGAGGCGUGUGCCGUCGGUACCGGAAAGACUCGCGGACAGGAUGAGUCGAACUUUCCUGUCCUGGCGAACCUUGCGGAAUGGUUCUUGUUGCGACUGGAUGUGUGUGUAUAUGUAUAGAAUUUAGAGAAACGC